AUGUAUGACAGAGUGUUGACUAACACACAUACACUGGUGGGUAUGACAGAGUCUUUCCCAAUUAAAGUGGGACUGCAUCAGGGAUCAGCACUAAGUCCUUUUAUUUUUACAGUCAUUAAUAUUAUGGAGGAAAUCUCUAAAUCCAUCUGGGAAACCGUACCAUGGCGCAUGCCUUUUGCUGAUGAUAUAGUUUUGGUCGCAAAAACGAAGGAGGAGGCUAAUAGUAAAUUGGAAGAUUUCAGUGGGACAGAAUCGAUAGGGGAGCCAGAGGUGACCAUAAGGGGAGAAGUUAUUGCAUGUACAUCCAAGUUCAAAUAUUUAGGAUUGGCCGGCGUUGUUGUAUGGGACAGAAUGUUGGCUCGUAAAGAAGGUUUUCGAACAGAAGAUGGAAGUAACAGAAAUGCAUAUGCUGAGGUGGAUGUGUGA
Messenger RNA from Amaranthus tricolor (Joseph's coat), 426 nucleotides. RefSeq lists its product as uncharacterized. The transcript is spliced from 3 exons. The coding region runs from base 1 to 426 and encodes 141 amino acids. The record is from RefSeq and is a predicted model, not a curated record. Lineage: Eukaryota; Viridiplantae; Streptophyta; Magnoliopsida; Caryophyllales; Amaranthaceae.